AUGUUGCUUCUCGCGAUUUACACCGCUAUCUUACCAGCCUUCGGUCUCGGCUGGUACUUGGGUGGGAAACGACAAGUGAAGCAUGUAAACAACGAGGAAGGGGAUGAUUCAGAUUCAGAGUCUGAAGCAGGGGACUUGUGGACCUUGGACGCGUCGGAAGACUGUAAAAUGGUUCUCGUCGUCCGAACCGACCUGGGAAUGACCACGGGAAAAAUCGCGGCACAAUGCUCACACGCUACCCUCGCUUGCUACAAGACCCUGCUCUCUAAAAACGCGCCACUCCUUCAUCGGUGGGCAAAGGCAGGCUAUGUGAAAACGGUUGUUCGGUGCGAAAACGAAGACGAACUUCUCAUACGCCAAGCUCAAGCGCAAAGUCUGAAUUUAUGUGCUCGGUCCAUCCAAGACGCCGGAAGGACACAAAUUGCGGCAGGGUCGACAACGGUGCUUGGAAUCGCAGGACCAGGGAGGGCUAUAGACCAAGUUAUAGAGGGUUUAGCGAGUUGGACUUAG
Messenger RNA from Mycena indigotica, 510 nucleotides. RefSeq lists its product as uncharacterized. The record is from RefSeq and is a predicted model, not a curated record. The coding region runs from base 1 to 510 and encodes 169 amino acids. The transcript is spliced from 7 exons. Lineage: Eukaryota; Fungi; Basidiomycota; Agaricomycetes; Agaricales; Mycenaceae. Gene Ontology annotation, molecular function: peptidyl-tRNA hydrolase activity. Gene Ontology annotation, cellular component: mitochondrion; cytosol.